UCUUCGAUGGCUCUGUUUUCUGGAAGCUUGAGCUAAGAAAUCUGGAUACAGGAGAAAAUGAGAAAGCAAGUUCUGAGCUUAACGGAGACGGCGGCGGCCAGAAUACGCCAGCUAUUAGAGCAUCGCCAGCGGACUUUCCUCAAGCUCGGCGUCAAGUCUCGCGGCUGCAACGGCUUAUCCUACACCCUCAAUUACGCAGAUGAGAAAGAGAAGUUUGAUGAACUAGUUGAAGACAAGGGUGUGAAGAUAUUGAUUGAUCCCAAAGCGCUCAUGCACGUUAUUGGCACCCAGAUGGAUUUUGUUGAUGACAAACUCAGAUCUGAGUUCAUCUUUAUCAAUCCAAAUUCAGCAGGACAGUGUGGCUGUGGAGAAUCUUUCAUGACCAAAACUAGUGCAGAAGCUGCUAAACUUCAUGGUAGAGCAGGGACAUAAACUCAUUCAAUGCUUACAUAUUUCCGAGCAUGUCUGAUGAACUUUACGUACUUGUAAUACAAUCCUAGUUGUGAAGAUGUGUAGCUGAGAGUAACAAGUUUCUGGCAGUCUCGAAUUUGCGAUAAAUUUGCUACUCCGUAGUAUGUUCAAAGGUUCUUUUCCCCCCUUCUAUGCAAUAUCAUGCCAUGUUGGCUCAACUUAGUGCUCUGCUGUAAAUAAUAAAGUUAAAAGGUUACAUUGUUACUCUUAUAUUUUGCAUGCACAAAGCUAUUAACUGUAUUGUCAAA
Ipomoea triloba (trilobed morning glory) is the source of this 719-nucleotide messenger RNA. Its product is annotated as iron-sulfur assembly protein IscA-like 3, mitochondrial. Gene Ontology annotation, cellular component: mitochondrion; cytoplasm. Gene Ontology annotation, biological process: iron-sulfur cluster assembly. The record is from RefSeq and is a predicted model, not a curated record. NCBI's taxonomy places the organism in Eukaryota, Viridiplantae, Streptophyta, Magnoliopsida, Solanales, Convolvulaceae. The transcript is spliced from 3 exons. The coding region runs from base 58 to 432 and encodes 124 amino acids. Gene Ontology annotation, molecular function: 2 iron, 2 sulfur cluster binding.